AUGGAGUUUGGUUAUAUAAAGAACAAACCACCGGCGUGCCCCUCCCCCGCCACGUCAGACGCGGCAGUGGGCACCAGCCCCGAGAUCACCACCAAGGGUUUGCAGGAGAAGAAGGAAGUUGAGGGGCCAGAGAAUAGAAGAGAUGCACCUGCCAAUGGAAAUGCUGAUGAGAAAAAUAGGGAGCAGGAGGCUGACAAGGAAGAAGAGGAAGAAGGUGGGGAGGAAGAAGAGGAGGAGGAGGAGGAAGAAGGUGACAGUGAGGAAGAGGACGGAGAUAAAGAUGAGGAAACUGAGGCUCUUACGGGCAAGCGGAUAGCUGAAGACAAUGAGGAUGAUGAUAUUGACACCAAGAAGAAGCAGCAGAUUGAUGAGGAUGACUAG
This is a messenger RNA of Meriones unguiculatus (Mongolian gerbil), 381 nucleotides long. RefSeq names its product prothymosin alpha-like. The coding region runs from base 1 to 381 and encodes 126 amino acids. The record is from RefSeq and is a predicted model, not a curated record. Gene Ontology annotation, cellular component: nucleus. Gene Ontology annotation, molecular function: histone binding. NCBI's taxonomy places the organism in Eukaryota, Metazoa, Chordata, Mammalia, Rodentia, Muridae. Gene Ontology annotation, biological process: negative regulation of apoptotic process; positive regulation of transcription by RNA polymerase II. The transcript is spliced from 2 exons.